This is a messenger RNA of Parasteatoda tepidariorum (common house spider), 1168 nucleotides long. Its product is annotated as elongation factor 1-beta. The record is from RefSeq and is a predicted model, not a curated record. Gene Ontology annotation, biological process: translational elongation. Gene Ontology annotation, molecular function: translation elongation factor activity; guanyl-nucleotide exchange factor activity. Gene Ontology annotation, cellular component: eukaryotic translation elongation factor 1 complex; cytosol. Lineage: Eukaryota; Metazoa; Arthropoda; Arachnida; Araneae; Theridiidae.
UCUUAACGAUCAGUCCACUGCGGGACUGAAAGCAUGUGAAGUGUUGCCAUAUGUAAAGAGUUCUGCACUUCGCCACCUGUAGCCUAUUUCAAACGCCAUAAACGUUGCCACUAAAAUAGAUUAUCUCUUUUCCGUUAAUUUAUAACUAACAUCAUCUACCGUAAGAUAUCUUGCUCUCGUGCUAUCCUUUUCCUUUUGGUUCGGUUUACUUAAACGCGUGGAUACUAGCUAAAUUUGGAAAUUCAUUUUACCUUUCGAAAUCUGCAAAAAAAUGACUCAAAACGGCUUAACAUCUGUGCUGAAACAUGAGACCAUAUGGAUGGAUGCACAUAGGUAUCAAGAUGCUGAAAGACAGUACCAGGAAUAUUGUGCUAAACGUUCAAGCAGUGAUGUGUCAUCAGUAAAGUCCCAUGUUAGGUCCCACCAUGCGUCUCAUGUUGAAGGGAAGCCAGUAUCCUCACUUGUUUCCGACAUUGUUAACGCUCGUGAGAAAAUUAAAAAUAUACUCUCAGGUGAUGUUAAAGAAACUAAUAAUUCUGAAAUUGUACAACGAUUACAAAAGCUUUCAGAUGAAAACAAAGAAAUGAGAAAGACAAUGUCUGAAAUGUCUUCUAAGAUUAAGAUUCUAGAAGAUAUUAUGAGGGAAAUAACUCUUUCAAAAGGUGAUAUCAAGGUUGCAAAACCAGAAAGUGUAAAACCUUUAAAUGCUGCAAAACAAAAUGGUCCAUCUGCUGCAGAUGAUGAUGAUGUGGAUCUUUUUGGAUCUGAUGAAGAAAAUGAAGAUGAUGCACGUAUAAGAGAAGAGCGGCUGAAGGCCUAUGAAAAUAAGAAAUCAAAAAAGCCUGCUUUAAUUGCCAAAUCUAGUGUAGUACUAGAUGUAAAGCCAUGGGAUGAUGAAACAGAUAUGAAAGCAUUAGAAGAAGCAGUCAGGUCUAUAUCUACUGAAGGAUUAAAGUGGGGUGCUGGCAAACUUGUUCCUUUGGCUUAUGGAAUAAAGAAGUUACAAUUAGUUGCAAUCGUUGAGGAUGAUAAAGUUAGUAUUGACUGGUUGCAAGAAGCUAUUCAAGAACAUGAAGACUUGGUGCAAAGUGUGGACAUAGCUGCCUUUAAUAAAUUGUGAUUUAAUUUAAGCUUGUAGAUUUUGAAUCAAUAAAAUAAUUUUUCAUAA